Molecule: messenger RNA, 1260 nt
Organism: Bursaphelenchus okinawaensis
Lineage: Eukaryota; Metazoa; Nematoda; Chromadorea; Rhabditida; Aphelenchoididae
Source: the annotation of a GenBank genome assembly
AUGCUUAAGGGUUUGUCGGCUGAUGCUUCUCAUGAUGUUACUGCAGAGGUAAGUGUUUUCUUUGUUAUUUUUUUAAUUUUUAGGUAUGAAGGAAACUUGGUUAAAAUAGAAGUAUAAAUUUUUUAAAGAAUUUGAUAAUUUUUGAAAUUUUAAAGCACAUUUGUUUAUUGUUUACAUUUUUUUAAUAUAUAUAAUGUACAUUAUAAACUUUAGGGAACGACAAAAGAAUCAGAACUAUCAUCUUCUAUACAAGAAUUAGACGUUUGUUCGGACUCUGAAAUAUCGGAUUAUUUUGUGGAUGAAGAAGAUUUAGAACAGCGAAAACGUGUCGAAUUCAACGUACCACCCCCUAUAAUUUGUAAAGAGACUGCUGUUGUACUAAAGAGAAAGUUACAGAAAUUUAAAGAACAAAAACUAGGUGAAGAAGAUGAUAUACCAAAGAAACGCCAGAAAGUUAACAUUGAAGUUGAAGAAGUCGUCACAGAAAAUCACAGUGUAUUAGGUGGAAAUGAUAUUGAAUUAUCUCCAAAUUUUAUUCAGGAUGAUAUAGAUCAACAAUUGAUUAUUGAUGAAGAUUUGUUAAAAAAUGAAGUCAAUGUUUCAUUAUCUCCUCCGCCAGCACAAGCAUACGCUGAUGAGUCUUCCGAUUCUGUAGUAAUGUUAAGCGAUUCUGAUCAGGACGAAAAUUCAAAGGAAGGAAGCGCAAAUUUAGAAUUGGGUUUGCAGAAUAUUAAGAAUGAGAAUGAUGGAGAAAUAGACGUUAAACCUAUUCAACCACCACAACUCAAUGAUGCUGCUCAGGGUGAUCAACAACAUAUCAUGGUUUUUGGCGAUGAAGAUGCUGAAUAUAAGGAUGAAAAGGGUGGCUAUGAAGAUGAAGAUCUGGAUGUUCAAAGGCGGAAGCAUAGAAGAUUUUACGAACAGGAUUCUGGCGACGAGAACGAACGGCAAGAUGACGAACAAGAAGAAGAUGACGAGGUAGAUGAUGAACAAUCCGUUGAUGAUGAUCAAAAACAUAAUGAAGAGGUAGAUGAUGAACAAUCAUUUGAUGAUGAAGAAGAACUUGAGUAUAAGCAAAAAGAGAAUGAAGAGGUAGACGACGAACAAUCAGUUGAUGAUGAACAACCAGUUGAUGACGAAGAAGAAAUUGAUGAAGACGUAUAUGAUGAGGAAGAUGAUGAUGUCGAUGAAGAACAUGGCAGUCGACCUUUACCAACUCACGAUUCGGAUUCAGAUUCCGAUAUUAUCUGCUUGGACUAA